This is a messenger RNA of Acaulospora morrowiae, 597 nucleotides long. The record is from the annotation of a GenBank genome assembly. NCBI's taxonomy places the organism in Eukaryota, Fungi, Glomeromycota, Glomeromycetes, Diversisporales, Acaulosporaceae.
AUGUCUUUAGAAUAUUCUUCACUGAAUGAUCUGGCAAUUUCGUUGAUCGAAAAAAUCGAUCGAUCAUUAAUUUUUCCGCCUCACCUAAGUGAACCCGAAGAGUUACUUAACAUUUCCAAAAAAUUUAACACCAGACCACCAAGACCACCUAAUGGCUUUUUGAUUUGUCGUAAAAACGUUCACAACCAAGCAAAGCAACGAGGAAUCUGUAACAUGAGAGUGAUCAGCAAAGUAACAGGAAUGUUGUGGCGCAGUGCUUCGUCAGACGAGAAAGAAGAAUAUGAAAGAUUAGCUGCAAGAGUUGUCAAUUUACAUACUCACCGAUACCCUGAAUUUAAGUAUCGUUCAUCUUCUUCCAAAAGUAAUCGUAAGACGGAAUUGUAUCGACCAUACGUUUUUUCAGUGUCUGAAGAAAUCACAAAAAAAUCAUCAUCAAAUUCAACGACAUCAAAGUCACCAUUAGAAAUGGAGCCGGUCAUUCCCGAGAUGACAUCACCUAUUCAGGGGACGCCUCCCCUUACCUUUGAAGAAUUACAAUUAUUAAUAAACACUACUUAUCUAGGACUACCCGAAGUUUUUUUACCCAAUUUGUUCUAA